GAUGAGAGGAGGACGUUAGACCGUACUGGUGCAGGUUCAUCAGAGGUGGGCAUGGCGAGUAGGUGGGGUCGCUGCUCUUCUCCUGUCGGGACCAGAAGGCUCCAGACCAGUGCGGAAACGAAGAGGUGAGGAGAGCCGGUUAUAGGACUGUAGCCUGGAACUAAGGAUUGUGAACCCUGAACAGCGCAUGAUCUCUCGACAUGCACCCUGAGAUCCAUCUCUCCCUCCUCUUAACGCUGCUGCUUCUUCAAGUCCAGCAGGGCACCUCAGUGCAGGAGAUCCAAACCAGCCAUGAAAAUAUUGUAAAGAUCAACUCAGCAGGAGAAAUGAUGCAGUGCUCAGCAGCCAUGGAUAUCCUCUUCCUCAUGGAUGGCUCCUACAGCGUGGGGAAGGGCAGCUUUGAGAGGGGCAAACACUACGCAAUCAAGCUCUGUCAAGCACUUGACAUCGGACCAGACAAGGUGCGAGUCGGCUUGAUUCAGUUCGGUUCCACUCCUCGGCUGGAGUUCGCCCUGGACACAUACAGCACCAAACAAGAGCUCAAGAAGCACAUGAAGAAGAUUUCUCACAGGGGAGGCAGCACCCAGACAGGCCUGGCUCUAAAGUAUGUGCUGAGGAAAGGUUUCCUAGGUGGCCGUAACUCCUCCACUGCGGCCCAGAUCGCCAUCCUCUUAACAGAUGGGAAGUCUCAGGGCAACGCAGUUCAGGCAGCUGCGCAGCUCAAAGAGAUGGGUGUGGUCUUGUUUGCCGUGGGCAUUCGCUACCCCAGGUGGGAAGAGCUACAUGCUCUGGCCAGUGAGCCGAUGGAGAGCCACGUUUUCUUUGCCGAGCAUUUCGACGAUGCCGUCAACGGCCUGUACACCACACUGAGCACCUUCUCUGUUUGCAAUGCCACACCUGCAGGCUGUCAGGUGGAGUUGUUUCCCUGUGAGAGGAAAACGCUGGAGACAGUGAAAGAGCUGCAGGGGAAUUACAUGUGCUGGAAAGGCUCCAAGGGGUAUUCCCCAUACACGUCUCUCUGUCCUUACUACAGGUACAACAAGGUGUACACGAGAUACCAGACAGUCUGCCAUCGGACUAUUUGUCCAGAUCCCUGCGACUCUCAGCCCUGUCUGAAUGGUGGCACAUGUGUAUCAGAAGGUCCAGAGGGUUACCACUGCGGAUGCCCACCUGGCUAUGGAGGAGACCCACACUGUGCUCCUGCAUUAUCACUGGACUGCGCCGUAGACCUGCUGUUCCUGGUGGAGGGCUCGGCCACACUCUCCUUGGAAGGCUUCCUCCGCCUUAAGUCCUUCUUAAAGCGUUUCCUACACACUGUGAUCGGGUCUGACAGCCCCAGUAAAGUCGGCCUGGCAGUGUUUGGUGGAGAGACCAGAGUCGAGGCCUCGGUGGAUAAGUUCAAAGGCAACCUGAGUGGUCUGGUCAAGACUGUGGAGGCACUCCAACCAAUCGGCGGAGAGACCAGGACAGGCCAGGCACUUCGCUACGUCACACGUCACGGCUUCGUGAGCGCGCCAGUCUUUGCGGACGUUACGGACGACCUGCCCCGCGUGGUGGUGCUCCUCACUGCCACUCCUUCUGUGGACGAUGUGGUAGAGCCCUCUAAAUAUGCACGAGACAGAGAGAUCUUCCUGAUAGGGGUGGGACCAGACUUCUUAAGGGGACAACUGAAUAAUAUCACAGGAAAUCCCCAGAGGACUAUCACCUACACACCACCUGAGUUCAGUGGCAAGAUUCCUGAGCUCAGGGCUAAGGUCUGCAGUGUGGAUACACAAGGUUGUCUUGGCCAAGCAGUAGACCUGGUGUUUGCCCUGGAUGCCUCAGGUGCUGUCAGCCCUAGUAACUUUGCCACCAUGCGCAACUUUGUGCGUGGUCUCACCGUCCAGUUUGACAUCAACCGUGACGUAGCUCAAGUGGCACUUGUGGCCUACAGUCGGAGGGCCACCACCGUCUUUAACCUGGACACCCAUGAGAGCGGUUCUGCCAUUCUCAAGGCUGUUGAUGACGCCAACUACUUGGGUGGAGUGGCGUCGGCGGGCGCGGCUUUACUUCACAUCCACUCCAACGUCCUGACGGUGGCCAAAGGUGCACGGCCCGGAGUCAACAAGGCUGUGGUGAUGGUGACAGACGGUUCAGGUGGGGAUGACGCUGUUGUCCCAGCUCAAAAGAUCCGAGAUAAUGGAGUGACAGUGUUUGUGAUCGGUAUCGGAGACAUACAGAGAGAGAGGCUGCUGCAGAUUGCUGGUUCAGAGGAGCACGUGAUCACCGUGUCGUCUUAUGAAGAUCUCAAGUACUUUGAGGAUGUGCUGGUGCAGAUGCUGUGUUCAGAGGUUAAAAAGCCAGUUAACCUGUGCAAGCCCAACCCAUGUAUGAAUGAUGGGACCUGCAUCCUGUCCGGAGGGAGCUUCCGCUGUCAGUGCCAAGGCUAUGAAGGACCACACUGUGAAACAAGAAGCAGCAAGGAUCCAUCCAGAGGAGAUCUCCCGCGGCCUGCUGGUCUCAGGAAGAAGAGCAGACGGAAGAAGAGUCACCAGGAGCUCCUGCAUCACUACAAACUGCACCGUAGGACACAGGCGGCCUGAUACACACACAGCAAUGAAUCACCUAUGGACACCUAAGAACCAAGGAUGUUUGCGGGUACGCAAUGGAGUAAAGGGAAAACUAAUGUUACUGUUUCAAUAUUUAAACUUUUACACAGACUUCAACAAGUCCCUUCAAACUGCGUGUACUUCUACUGCAGUGUCUGUCUGUGUCCUAGUUUGUCACUGUGCUCACUGUUCAACAUGGUUCCCUCGUCUAUUCAAAGAUGUAAACUUUUAUAUCAUAUUAGAGUGUAUAUCUGUGUCAUGAUUUUUUUAUUUUUGUUAUAUAAUCACCA
Etheostoma cragini (Arkansas darter) is the source of this 2878-nucleotide messenger RNA. It is a transcript of the gene vwa2, whose product is annotated as von Willebrand factor A domain containing 2. The record is from RefSeq and is a predicted model, not a curated record. Gene Ontology annotation, molecular function: calcium ion binding. Lineage: Eukaryota; Metazoa; Chordata; Actinopteri; Perciformes; Percidae. Bases 201 to 2582 code for a protein of 793 amino acids. The transcript is spliced from 14 exons.